Schistocerca americana (American grasshopper) is the source of this 1112-nucleotide messenger RNA. RefSeq names its product 39S ribosomal protein L4, mitochondrial (gene mRpL4). The record is from RefSeq and is a predicted model, not a curated record. Gene Ontology annotation, biological process: translation. Gene Ontology annotation, molecular function: structural constituent of ribosome. The transcript has 6 exons. Lineage: Eukaryota; Metazoa; Arthropoda; Insecta; Orthoptera; Acrididae. Gene Ontology annotation, cellular component: ribosome. The coding region runs from base 69 to 947 and encodes 292 amino acids.
GAGUGCUUAUUUUUUAUUUACAUCCUUGUUUAUAUUAUUUGAGCUUGUACGCACUCUAUGUUCAUAUAAUGUAUUUGAGGGUUACAACGCCACAGUUUUUGCUGUUUAAAGGCAUAAAUGGCAUCCGUGCAUUGUCUUCAGACGCUAGUAGUAUAUUAGAUAAUGUUCGGAGCAGCGAGACUGUCGAAACAGUUCCCAUUGUAACACCAAGAACUCUGAAUUUUCCACCGCGUUUUGAGAAGCCAAGAGAAGCAUGGGUGGAAAAUAUGGACACUGCUGAGGAACGAAAAUUGGGAAUUAUAAACCUUCAUCCAGAAGUUUUUGGUGCACCUCCGAGGAUAGAUAUCAUACAUGAAAAUGCAAGGUGGCAGCGAAUGUACAGAUUUGUUAGCUACGCACACACGAAGACUAGGGCAGAAGUUCGUGGAGGCGGUCGGAAACCGUGGCCUCAGAAAGGACUGGGAAGAGCUCGACAUGGUAGUAUACGAUCGCCCAUAUGGAAAGGCGGUGGUGUUGCACAUGGACCACGAUCUCCGACGCCACACUUUUAUAUGUUACCAUUUUACACAAGAAUACAUGGAUUGAUCAGUAUGUUGUCAGUGAAACUUGCACAGGAUGAUCUUCACAUUGUCAGCUCUUUGGAAAUACCAAAUGAUGACCCUAAGUUUAUAGAAGAUCUACUGGAAUGCAGAAAUUGGGGCCCAUCUGUACUGUUUGUGGAUGAAUUGGAUAUUAUGCCCAGGAAUAUUACAGCAGCAACAGAUGCGAUUAAUCAUGUCAAUCUGAUGCCUGCUUACGGUCUCAACGUUUACAGUAUGUUAAAACACAACACACUUGUGCUUACAUUGGCAGCAGUGAAUCAUAUUGAAGAGAAACUACUUUAUCAUAUUCACAGAAGCGAUAGUCGGCAUAUGAACAAGAAGUUCAGAAUUGGUCAAGUUGGAUAAAUAUUACCAAACAAAAAUUUUACAGAUUGAAUAAUGAGAAUCUGUGAUAGCUGGGCAAUUUAAGUUUAAUUGUGAAAUUUUGACUAUAUUUAUUACUGGCUACUGUAUCAGAAGUUAUGUACGUAUCUCUGUCCAUAAGAGUGAAAUAAAUGUUAAUUUUUGCUA